Molecule: messenger RNA, 2544 nt
Organism: Fusarium fujikuroi IMI 58289
Lineage: Eukaryota; Fungi; Ascomycota; Sordariomycetes; Hypocreales; Nectriaceae
Exons: 1
Coding region: 1-2544 (847 amino acids)
Biological process (GO): protein histidyl modification to diphthamide
Molecular function (GO): diphthine-ammonia ligase activity
Source: RefSeq, a predicted model, not a curated record
AUGUCUUCUGAAAAGCUCAAUGUCAUUGCUCUUAUCUCGGGAGGCAAAGAUAGCUUCUUCAGCCUGAUCCACUGUAUCGAGCACGGCCAUCAGAUCGUUGCUCUUGCAAACCUGUUCCCAGGGCCAGCACCGGACUCAAGUCCUGCUAUUUCAGGCGGGCAAUCACCGUCCCGCCAGGGAGACGCCACCAAGGCUGAGCCAGAAACCAAUCUCCAGACACCCUCGGAUCUCCCAUCUCCCGUGGGCUUCCGGCGCAUCGAUCCGGGUAGCUGGACACCCCAGCCGCCUGAUCCUGCCACAUGGGAUCAUAACAGCCUUCGGGAAGCCCAGGGCUCCGGGGAAUCUUCCGACACGGACCUCAAUAGUUUCAUGUACCAAACCGUCGGGCACGAAGUCCUCCCCCUGUAUGCCGAUGCAACUGGCCUACCGUUAUAUCGGCUACCCAUCACUGGACGUGCGGUUCGCCAUGAGAGGGACUACGAUGCCGCGGCUGCUUAUGCCCAGGACGAGGUCCAGGACAGUGACGAGACGGAGUCCAUGCUUCCCUUGUUACAGUCCAUCAUCGCCCGCCAUCCAGAAGCGAAUGCUGUAUGCGCCGGUGCCAUCCUCUCCACCUACCAGCGCACCCGUGUUGAGUCAAUUGCACUGCACCUAGGUCUCGUGCCCCUGGCCUACUUAUGGCAGUAUCCAGUCUUACCACCCCCAUCCGCAGCCAUCUCAGCCGAUACCCAGUUAUUGAUCGAUAUGGCCAAUGUUGGGCUAGAGGCGCGGAUCAUCAAAGUUGCCAGUGCUGGGCUAGACGAGAACCAUCUCUGGGAACGUGUGUCAAGCGAAGCAGGCUCGAGUCGUGUCAAGAAUGCAUUACGCAAGUUUGGCUCAGCUCAAGGUGCGGCAGCCCUAGGAGAAGGUGGUGAAUUCGAGACACUAGUUCUGGAUGGCCCAUCUUCCGUGUUCAAGAAGAGAAUUGUUGUCCCGGAACAAGGGCGUAGGAUAGUGCGUGAAGGAGGUGGUUGCUCAUGGCUUAUGUUGUGUGGUGCGCGUUUAGAAGACAAGCAUGAUGCUGCAGUCACACCAGCAGCUCGGAUCCCUAAUCUCCUCGAUCCUCACUUCAAGACCGUAUUUGACGACCUGCCGCAACCCAUGAAUGAGUUGAAGGCCGCAAAGGCUUCUACUAUUUCAAGGAGUUUGACAUCACUACCCCAAGAUGCAGGAACCUUCACUGCUGAUGGCGAGGUUCUGCGUUGGUCCGUACUUCCAGACCUGGGGUUGGGUGAAAUGCCGAUACAAAAUGAAACCAUCCAGGUCGUAGAGAAGAUCAGAGAUUUGGCGGCAGGGGCCGGUGUUCAACUCUCUCAGAUCACAAGUACCAUCGUCAUCUUAAGGCGUAUGUCAGACUUUCCUAAGGUUAAUGGCGAGUACGGCAAGAUAUUCACCAAGCCAAACCCACCGUCGCGAGUGACCAUUUCGUGUGGUGACCUCCUGCCGGCUGGUGUGAAUAUUGCCAUCUCCUUAGCUGCUCCUAAACCUAAAGCGACACAGGACCGCAAUGGUCUCCAUGUCCAGUCCAGGUCAUACUGGGCACCUGCAAACAUCGGCCCCUACAGUCAGGCAAUAGACGUUCCCGUGACAGCUCAAGGCCAGCCUACAGGUCUUCGGUGCAUCUCCAUUGCCGGUCAAAUACCCCUGAUUCCAGCAACAAUGGUCCUCCCUUCCACGCCUGAGAAGUCACAUGAGCUUCAAAUUGUCCUAUCUCUACAACAUUUGUGGCGAGUUGGUCAGGAGAUGAAGAUUCAGUGGUGGACAAGCUCAGUUGCUUACUUUCCCCGUGCCAACUCGUCCGAAAUCCAGCGCAGCGCCCAGCUGGCAGGGUAUGCUUGGAAACAAGCACACGGAUCCCCGGAUGAGGAGGUGGACGGUGAUAGCGGUCCUGAUCUUUGGGACUUGAAAUACAAUCCUGCUUAUAUGUCGCUUGGUAACGAUGACAAGACAGCCCGAAAGACCCUUCCGGACUGGGAGGCACUGACUCUACGUCAACAGAAUGAGCCUGAGAAUUGUAUCCCGCCUAUGUUUGCUGUUGAAGUGGAAGAGCUGCCACGGCAGGCUGCUGUGGAGUGGCACGCUCACAACGGUCUUUCAAAAAUCGAAGAGUCCAGGUUUUCGAUGUGUUGCUUGCCUAAGCUCACGCUUCCAGGCUGGAAAACAUGGCAUUCAGUCGUCACAACCACCAGUGCCACUGUAAUCUACAGUACGGCAGUAUAUUAUCAUGCUGAUAGGCCUCAUUCUGCUUCCAUGGACAUCUUGAAGAUCGAUAUGUGCAAAAUCAUGCAGGAAUCACUUCAUCAACUCCACCCUCAUGGGCCAGAAACGCUACAAACCAAAUUGACUUUGGUGUAUGCAGAUGCGUCUCAAAUUGUUUCCAUAUGGAACAACCUGGGAGAUAAAUGCGAAAUGGCACUUAUCCCGUGCCGGUCAAUCUGGUCGUCUGAUGGACAAAGUGUUGCUGUUGUGGGCUUAUUUGAAACGACCUUCAUACGAGGACCAUGA